Rhodamnia argentea is the source of this 839-nucleotide messenger RNA. RefSeq names its product putative invertase inhibitor. NCBI's taxonomy places the organism in Eukaryota, Viridiplantae, Streptophyta, Magnoliopsida, Myrtales, Myrtaceae. The record is from RefSeq and is a predicted model, not a curated record. Gene Ontology annotation, molecular function: enzyme inhibitor activity. The coding region runs from base 104 to 652 and encodes 182 amino acids. The transcript has 2 exons.
CAUUAUAAGUAUCGAACCAUGCACAUUAAUUUCUCAGAGUCAAAAGAGUUCCCUUCAUUUCCCCACACCAAGAAGAAGAAGAGGAAAUUGAACACAAAACAAGAUGAAGUCUUUCUUGCCUCUUGUAGCUCUAACUUUCCUUCUCCUCCAUCUUGCACAGGCCAAUGAUCGGGACAGCGACAUCAUCCACGGGAGCUGCAGAAGAGCUGCUGAUGGCGAUCCAAAUAUAAGCUAUGGAUUCUGCAUCGCGUGCUUUGAAGCCAACCCGACAAGCCAACCUGCAAGUAUUGGAGAUCUCGCUCUCAUGUCCAUCAACCUCACCAUCUCAAAUGCCACCGAGAUUAGUUCCUGCAUAUCGAAACUCCUCCAGAACGAAAGACUCAGCCAUUUUGCUCGUGACUGCUUGACGGCAUGCUCGGAGCUGUACUCGGAUGCUUGUUCUACGUUGAGAGGCGUUGUGGAUGAUUUUGGUUCCAGAGAUUAUUACAAAGCUAAUGUGGACGUAAGUGCCGUGAUGGAUGCUGCCGUCACUUGCGAAGAUGGUUUUAAAGAGAGGGAAGGUCUAGUGUCUCCUUUGACCAAAGAGAACGACAUUUUUUUCCAAAUGAACGCGAUUUCCCUCGCGUUCAUCGCAAUGCUACAUUGCAAUUGAUCGAUAUCGGAUGCAUUUUCUGGCUGAUAAUUUCUGAAAGAAUUUCAUACAAAUAUAUCUAUGAUGCCUUCGUAUGUAGGACGAACCCCUCCAAUUGUACUACAUCAUCAGAUCUAGACAUCUUGAUCAAGAUAACACUUACUGUGUUUCUGAAAAUUGUUCAAAGUGCAAGGACUGUACUGGAUAC